Asterias rubens (European starfish) is the source of this 1970-nucleotide messenger RNA. RefSeq lists its product as uncharacterized. Gene Ontology annotation, molecular function: protein binding; ATP binding; protein kinase activity. Gene Ontology annotation, cellular component: plasma membrane. Lineage: Eukaryota; Metazoa; Echinodermata; Asteroidea; Forcipulatida; Asteriidae. Gene Ontology annotation, biological process: protein phosphorylation; signal transduction. The record is from RefSeq and is a predicted model, not a curated record.
ACUGACAUCAUUGAGGAUGCACUGGAACUCCGUAAUCACGAAGCCAUCAUCAGCCGUGUCAGGGACAGAAAGUGCCCCGAUUGGCCCUGGGAUAUCGCCUGGGAAUGGCUGCAGCUCGCCCUGACAUGCACCAGGUCAAACUUUAAAAAGAGGCCAGAAAUCAACGAGACUGUCACUAUCUUGGUGGAUAUUUCUGCUGAGAUUACUAAACGAGAUGAGAUGCAGAGACAGAGACAAGAUUUUUAUGUUCAGGAACCAUUACGAAAGACCUCUGAGGUGUUCAGUGAGUCUUAUUACCAAACCAAUACCCAGCGGUACGGACCACCUACAACCACUGGGGUAAUGGGUUACCCCGCGCCCACAAUGGGACCCCAAGGUACACCCAUGAGGCGUGAGUUCAGCGUCGAGUCAAACAACCCCAUGGUUGUUGGACAGCAUCCGAGGUACGGGGAUGGAACCCAGAGACAACCAAUGCAGUUUGAUCCCGGCCACUAUCAGUCACCAGGCUACGGAGGUCAACGGUCAGACUUUGAGUCCGGCAUCCGGAGACAGACCUUAUCGGUGACCUCUGAUGAGAACAAUUUGGCGGAUGAUUCCUCGUUGACCUCCUUGAACUCCAAUGACCUUUUGCCUAAGAUGGACCAAUCAAUGGGUACGCCAUUGAUCAUGUACCCAUCUGGGAUGUCCGGUCAUCCCCAGCAGUCUCGGCAGUAUGAUCCACGCCAGCAGUUCUACAGUCAGUCCCUAACUGGGUACGGCGGACAAACCUUACAGCGCUAUCCACAGCAGUAUCAGACACCAGCAGGUUUCAGAACGACGAGUGCCGCCACCCAGCCCCAGACGAUGCCUCCAUGGACUGACUCCAGUUACUACGGUCCUCCAUUGCCCGUCAUACCACCCGUUCCAAGACACCAACCAAACAUUGAGGAUCAUAUGAAACAGCUGGAUAUCUCCCAGUUACCUACGAAACCCAUGGGGAACCCUUUACAACAAGGUGACCCCAGGUCUCAGCAAGCCCCCUCUACCCCACCCAAGAGAGAGCCCGAACAGAACACGGAUAUUCUCCCGAGCUACCAGCCUCAGGGGUUUAAAGAUCGAUCGAUGAAAGAACCAAUGAUCUCCGUUAUCAACGAAGAAAGCGAUGAGGAAGGAACCAUCCUCAAGUCUUCCCUCACCACCGACGAGAUGCAUCAUUUUCUGUCGCGUAACCGAGAAGCAACGCAGCAAACUGAGAAAAUGCAGGGGCCUUCAAACGGGCAGUUGGCCCCAUCGCCAACGUCUUCAUCAACAAGUCCAGCAACAGAAACAACCGUUGAUGACGAACGCCAGCGUAAAGUCUCAGAUCCCUUGAAUAAAUCUCUGACGACAUCACAGAUGCGACAGUUUCUGCCGAAAAAGAGAGAGCCUACUGAGGAGACAGAAAAGCUACCAGGUGAGGGAAUCGAAAAUAUCAGUCAUAGAGAGUUGUCGAGAGCGAAAGACCCAACCUCUUCAAAUCCUACAGGAGGUGCCAGGGUUGCAGGUCCUUUGGAGGACAAUAAAGAUGAUCGGCAGCCUUCUCUUCCUACCGAGGGCCACGAAGCUCCAACAUCUUCAGAUUUGCAAGAAUCGGACUUCGCUAAAGUUGUCCCGCAGAUAGGAAGAGGGUGCGAUGUCCAGUCGGACAGAUGUUACUCUGUCCCGUCCAACAUGGCCGCCCUCGUAUCCCAAGGAUGUGGUGUUGCGACUCACAAAGUGCCGCAACAAAUGACUGAACCAAUAAACAGCAGAAAAUAGAGAAACAUGAAACCUUGAGUAAAGCUGCUAAAUAAUGUGAAAUUGACUCACAGGUUUAAGGGCACUCGACAAGUAGGCCUAUGCAUUCCAUUUAGCGUAGCAUGGAAAUCAAAGUAUUAUGGUUAAAGCCAUUAUACACUUUCGGAACAGAAAAAAAAAAAGUUCACAGAUUUACAAGUAACUUACAGGGUUUA